Molecule: messenger RNA, 426 nt
Organism: Fusarium vanettenii 77-13-4
Lineage: Eukaryota; Fungi; Ascomycota; Sordariomycetes; Hypocreales; Nectriaceae
Exons: 2
Source: RefSeq, a predicted model, not a curated record
AUGGACUCACAGACGCUUCUUGAAGCCUUCGCAGACGAACAUGCUGGUCUGCUUGAGGGCACUAGGUCUCAGAUCCACGCUUUUGUCUUUAUUGCCUUGGGUGAAGCUGCGAUUGGGCUAGGUUUCCGAGCUAAAGUGGUGAAUCAAAUGGUGGCAAAAUACAUGGGGGUCCCAGAGACAUCGGCGAGGACCAUGAGACUUGGUGUCAGGAGGUGGAUCAAGAUGUCAGAUGUGCUACGCAGUUCGUGGCUUAGCCGUGCAGAUGAGUUACCGCUCCGGCAUGAGGCUAUCGAUAUCCUAGGGGAGAUGGAGGUUUCGGGGGGUCAUGCCGUACUUGAAGACAUACGGGUAUACAUCCCCAAGAGACAGCUAUCAUCGGCCUCCCUCCGCCUACCCAACAUUGUGUACGAACUCUAUGGGGGAAGA